This is a messenger RNA of Torulaspora delbrueckii, 960 nucleotides long. RefSeq names its product Fdo1p (gene FDO1). Lineage: Eukaryota; Fungi; Ascomycota; Saccharomycetes; Saccharomycetales; Saccharomycetaceae. The record is from RefSeq and is a predicted model, not a curated record. The transcript has a single exon. The coding region runs from base 1 to 960 and encodes 319 amino acids.
AUGGUUGGUGAGGAUACUGUAAGGGAUACCACGAUAAGUGCUCAAUCGUCAAUGAGGUAUGAUGAUAGUGAACUGAGGUCAGAUGAAAUGAGGUCAGAUGAACUGAAUAAAGCAAUCAGCAGUGCUAAAUCACUUAUUCGACAAUUGAACUCACGAUUGGUAAAGAGUCCCAUAGAUGAGCGAACAGUUGAUAAUUUGGAAGAUUCAGGACUCUCGUUCAAUAAAUCUAGUCUCGAAACGCCAUCUCGAGAUUUAGAUGACCAUGAGUACGAUGAGAAGCAGGUGGUGACCGAGGAAAAAAUUAUAGACACAAUAAGUUCUUUGGUGAAAGUCCUAGAUGACUCCACGAGGCAGAUACAACAAUUGAAAUUGAAAAAUAUGCUCUUAAGAUCCAAUAGUAAUGAUAUUCAAUCGACCUAUGAAGUAGAGGAGAAUUUAAAGAAACAGCAAUAUGAAAGAAUGAAAUGUCAAUUUUUAGCAGAGAAUCAACAGCUAGUCGAGAAUUUACGAAUUAAAGAAGGUAAAGUCGCCAAGUAUAAGAGCCGAAUUGUGGAGAAAAAUAGGCAAAUCAAUAAAUUGACUAGAAUUCUCAAUGAAGGUUCAGGUACAGAAAGCUCUUCAAGUCAAACACCAGGUUCUACUUCCAAGGAACCUGCGCGAAACGUACCGUCGAACAAUUACAAAGAAAAGGCAUCUGAUAUGUUGAAGACUCUUGGAAUUCUCGCGUCACAAGUAUUAAAUGAAGAAGUGGAUGAUGAUUCAGGAAAUCAAACGAUACCACAGGCGGCAGAUAAUACAACAGAUCCAGAGAUAGUUCAUGCACCCAUUCUUGGUGGUCAAUUAUCUCGAGCUCCGCUCGGAGGGCGCAAAGGUUCGGACACACCCAAGGAUGCGCCAAUUGAACUACCAGAAAUGAGAAGUUUCAGAACGCUCAAUGGAGUCAUAAGAAAUUCUGGAUAA